Messenger RNA from Peromyscus leucopus (white-footed mouse), 1544 nucleotides. RefSeq names its product melanoma-associated antigen B4-like. NCBI's taxonomy places the organism in Eukaryota, Metazoa, Chordata, Mammalia, Rodentia, Cricetidae. Bases 58 to 1101 code for a protein of 347 amino acids. The transcript has a single exon. The record is from RefSeq and is a predicted model, not a curated record. Gene Ontology annotation, biological process: negative regulation of transcription by RNA polymerase II. Gene Ontology annotation, cellular component: nucleus.
CCAAAGUACUUGAUUUCCAGCCCACACUCCUACCUGCGGCUUCUAACCACAGCCAUCAUGCCCAGGGGACAUAAGAGUAAGGCCCGUGCUCGAGAGAAACGCCGCCAGCUCCAAGAUGAGGCCCAGGGGCUCAAGGAUGCUCAAGCAAAGGCAGACGAGAAUGAAGAGUCACCCUCCUCCUCUGCUCAUGAUUCUGGAGAUGCUGUUGCAAGCACCUCUACUGCUAGCUUCCCUCAGAAGUCUAAAUCUCUGGGUGAGGCACCUCCCAUCACUGCUGGUAAACGUGUGGCCCGCAGAAGAUCUGGUAAAGGUGCCAAAGGCCGAAGGGAGCAAAGUGCUAGUUGCUGCUCUAAGGCCCCACAGUCUGCUGAGAGCCUCCAGAAUGAACUUAUAACAAGGAAGGCGGGACUGCUGAUGCAGUAUCUGCUCUGCAUGUACAAAAUGAAACAGCCAAUGAAUAAGGGAGAGAUGCUGAAAGUCAUUAAUAAAAGAUUCAGGGAGCAGUUCCCUGAGAUUCUUAAGAAAGCCUCUGAGCGCAUAGAGCUCGUAUUUGGUCUUGAAGUGAAGCAGCUCAAGCCCAAUGGUAGCUAUUACACCCUUGUCAGCAAGUUAGACCCCAGCAUUGGUGGGACUCUGGCCACUGGCUUGCCUUUCCCCCAAAAUGGGCUUCUGAUGCCUCUGCUGGGUGUGAUCUUCUUAAAUGGCAACCGUGCCUCUGAGGUAGAGAUCUGGGAAUUCCUGAAUAUUUUGGGAAUCUAUGAUGGGAAGGUGCACACAAUCUUUGGGGAGCCCCGACACCUCAUCACCAAAGUUUUGGUUAAGGAAAAGUACCUGGAGUACCGGCGGGUGGCAGACAGUGAGCCUCCAGGCUAUGAAUUCCUCUGGGGUCCCCGAGCCUAUGCCGAAACCACCAAAAUGAAAGUCCUGGAGUUUUUAGCCAAGGUCAAUGAGACCGUUCCUCAGUCCUUCCCAUCUCAUUAUGAAGAGGCUUUGAGAGAUGAGGAAGAGAGAGCCAAAGCUGAAGCUGUAGGCAAGUGUGGCACUACUGCCACAAACAAGGCAGAGUCUAAAGUCACACCUGGUGACUCCUCUUGCCCCUAGAGAAAUUAGAGGCAGAUAUAUCCUUGGGUUUGGAGCAGUUUCCCACAUUAAAAGGAAUGAGAGGCUGAGAGUUCAUAAUGUGUAUCUUCUUGUACUUUGGUUAUACAUUAGUACUUUUCAAGUGUUUCCCUUUUCUUAGAAUCGUUAUUUAGAUUCAGAAUCAAUAGUUAUAAAUAACAUAGUUCAUAUUACUUGUUGCUGGAAGAUUUAAGUAUAAGAAUUUUGAUAUUCUAUAUUACAUUCUAAAAACCCUUGAAUCUUUAAGUUGAAGAGCAAGCAACCGUGACUUUAUAAUGGAGAUUUUUUUUUAAAUGUGUGAGAGAGUGUAAUUUGUUUCUUAAAAAAAGGAAAACAAACAAAAUGUAUAAACUGCCAUUUUCCCUUAUUCACUUUUGUUUCUAUUUCACUUUUUGUUAAAGUUUGAAGAAAUACACUUAGUUGUU